Cornus florida is the source of this 2861-nucleotide messenger RNA. Its product is annotated as probable methyltransferase PMT27. Gene Ontology annotation, cellular component: cytoplasm; endosome; trans-Golgi network. Gene Ontology annotation, molecular function: methyltransferase activity. The record is from RefSeq and is a predicted model, not a curated record. Lineage: Eukaryota; Viridiplantae; Streptophyta; Magnoliopsida; Cornales; Cornaceae.
AUGGUUUUAGGGAAGGUGCGUAACAACAGGAGAUCUUCUGGCACUUCUUAUGCAUCAACAGUAACAACAGUGAUAUUCAUAGCAUUAUGUGUUCUGGGUGUGUGGAUGCUAACUUCCAACUCAGUAGUUCCCCCAGAAACCACAACCCGCACCGACACUACCACCACCAAUGCAGCCACCGACUCUUCUUCCACUACAGAUCCUGAUAACACCAAGCCCGCCAAUAAAAUAGACACUAUUGUUUAUGAAGACAAUCCAGGUCAGCUCCCUGUCGACGCUAUCAAAUCCGAUGAGCCCGCCAACCAGGAGAAGAAGUCUCAAAAAGAUCAAAAGGACUCCAGAAACAUAGAAAUUACAACUGGUACAGUUGUUCCAGAGAACCCACAUGGUUUACAAGGGAAUGAAUCUGCAAAAGAGCUAGAGAAGCAAAAAGCACAAGAGACUCAGGUUUCUGAGGAAAGUUCUAUGACUGUUCAGACCCAGCAAAUUGUAGGAACAAUGACAAAGAACCAAAACACAUCAAGCAAUAAAAACUCCACUGAAGGAAAAGAAGCUCCAAAGAAUCGCACAAAAGUUGACAAACCUGGAAAUUCACAAGACACCCAGCAUCAGAUAUCAGACAAAGAUCAACACCACCAACCGAAGGAACAACAAAAAGAACAAUCACAAAAAGAUGUUAAAGAGGCAAUAAGUGAUGAUCAAGUACAACAUGAUGAGGAACCUGUGGAAGCAACAAAACCCCAAGUUGAGAAGCAGAAAACUCAACCAAAAGACAAAGAGAAGGAAAACAAGUCCUCCUUAACCAAACAAGUAGAAGAUAAGCCAUUGAAAUUGAACACAAAUGAGUCAGUUCAACAGGUAGAAGAUAAGCCAUUAAAAUUGAACAGAAAUGAGUCAGUUCAACAAGCAGAAGAUAAGCAAUUGAAAUUGAACACAAAUGAGUCAGUUCUGGAAGGGGCGAGCUCAGGGAUACCAAAAGAGUCCAAAGAGUCAAAGAAGUCCUGGUCAACUCAGGCGGACCAAUCGCAUAAUCAGAAGGAAAGGGGGAAGAGUGAGGAUCAAGAUGGGAGCAUAUAUGGCUAUACUUGGCAGCUAUGUAAUGUAAGCGCAGGUCCAGACUAUAUACCUUGUUUGGACAACGAGAAAGCAUUGAGGCACUUGCAUACUACAAGGCACUAUGAGCACCGUGAGCGGCAUUGUCCUGAGGAGGGCCCAAUUUGCUUAGUCCCAGUUCCAACGGGAUACAAGAGACCAAUCGAGUGGCCUGAAAGCAGAGAUAAGAUAUGGUACCGUAAUGUACCUCACACAAAGCUGGUGGAGGUGAAGGGGCACCAGAAUUGGGUGAAGGUGAUGGGGGAGUUCCUGACCUUCCCCGGCGGUGGGACACAAUUUAUACAUGGUGCGCUGCACUACAUUGAUUUUAUUCAAAAGUCAGUACCUGAUAUUGCAUGGGGGAAGCAUACUCGGGUCGUAUUGGAUGUUGGAUGUGGGGUUGCCAGCUUUGGGGGUUAUCUUUUCAACAGAGAUGUUCUUACAAUGUCUUUUGCACCAAAAGAUGAGCACGAGGCUCAAGUUCAGUUUGCUCUGGAAAGGGGUAUACCUGCAAUAUCUGCCGUGAUGGGCUCCCAGAGGCUGCCAUUUCCAAGCAGGGUGUUUGAUCUUGUGCACUGUGCACGUUGUAGAGUUCCCUGGCAUAUAGAAGGUGGUUCUCUUCUUUUGGAACUGAACCGUGUUCUGCGACCUGGAGGUUACUUCGUCUGGUCAGCCACUCCUGUGUACAAUAGGGUUGGAGAGGAUCUGGAGAUCUGGAUAGGUAGGAUCCCAGAAUGUUGUUCCAUUAAACACACCAUAUUUAACAAAAAUUGGCAUGUCUUCCGCUUUCCAGAUAUGUCAAGGCUAACCAGAGCCAUCUGUUGGGAGCUUGUGACCAUCAGCAAGGACAAACUAAAUAAAGUCGGUGCUGCCAUCUACCGAAAACCAGUCUCAAAUGAAUGUUAUGACCAAAGAAGAUACCAACGUCCUCCAAUGUGCAGAAAUAGGGAUGAUCCAAAUGCUGCCUGGUAUGUUCCUCUGCAAUCCUGCAUGCACCGUAUCCCAGUGAAUAAAAUUGAGAGAGGGUCUCAGUGGCCAGAGGAUUGGCCUCGGAGGCUACAGACACCUCCAUACUGGUUAAACAGAUCCCAGAUGGGAAUUUACGGGAAAUCAGCUCCUGAAGAUUUCGCAGCAGACUAUGAACAUUGGAAACGGGUAGUGAGCAAAUCGUAUCUCAGCGGAUUGGGUAUCAGUUGGGCUAACGUGAGAAAUGUUAUGGACAUGAGAGCUGUAUAUGGAGGGUUUGCUGCAGCUAUGAGGGACCUUAAUGUGUGGGUCUUGAAUGUGGUGAACAUAGAUUCACCAGAUACACUGCCCAUAAUCUAUGAGCGUGGUCUUUUUGGGAUUUAUCACGACUGGUGCGAAUCCUUCAGCACAUAUCCCCGAUCCUAUGAUCUCCUGCAUGCCGAUCAACUUUUCUCAAAGCUGAAAAAUAGGUGUAAAAUUGUUCCUGUAAUGGCAGAGAUUGAUAGAAUAGUCAGGCCUGGUGGUAAAUUAAUUGUCCGAGAUGAGUCUAGCACAAUUGGGGAAGUCGAGAACUUGUUGAAGUCUAUGCAUUGGGAGGUUCAUUUGACCUUCUCCAAGAACCAACAAGGGAUACUCAGCGCUCAAAAGUCGGAUUGGCGGCCAGACUCAUACGCAGUUUCUUCCUGAUUACAAAGUUAUCAUUCUUUAGGCAGACACAUUUCAACAGCGCUUGCUAUAGCAUUAUGGUUUUCUUUUGUAAUGUAAUACUUUUUGCUGAAUCCAGCAAGGAAAAUGUAUUGUUG